Fonsecaea multimorphosa CBS 102226 is the source of this 1824-nucleotide messenger RNA. RefSeq lists its product as uncharacterized. The record is from RefSeq and is a predicted model, not a curated record. The transcript is spliced from 6 exons. The coding region runs from base 1 to 1824 and encodes 607 amino acids. NCBI's taxonomy places the organism in Eukaryota, Fungi, Ascomycota, Eurotiomycetes, Chaetothyriales, Herpotrichiellaceae. Gene Ontology annotation, molecular function: flavin adenine dinucleotide binding; NADP binding; N,N-dimethylaniline monooxygenase activity.
AUGCGUGUUGCCAUCAUCGGCGCCGGGCCAGGAGGUCUGGUCACGCUGAAGUACCUCCUCCAAGCUAAUCAGAACUUCAACAUUGAGCCCGUUGAGGCCAGACUCUUUGAAGCUAAAGAUGGCAUUGGAGGCACAUUUCGCUAUCGCACCUAUCCAGAGGGCGAGAUGGUGUCUUCCAAGUACUUGACCUGUUUCUCAGACUUCAGGAUACCGGCAGAGCGCACUGAUUGCGGUGACUUUCUCACUCUCGAUCAAUACGUCGAGUACCUCGAAGGCUACUGCGAUCACUUUAAAUUGCGACCACAUAUCGAGCUCAACACUGCAGUCACUAAUGUACGACGCAGCAAGGAUGGCAAAGGCCACAUCGUGACCUAUUCAUCCACCGACGGAACCAGUGCGGAAUGGGCUUGCGAUGCCGUUGCAGUGUGUUCAGGGUUGCACGUGGAUACCGUUGCGCCCAGCAUUCCCGGCAUCGAGAAAGUGCCCACUGUCAUUCACUCCUCCCAAUACAAAGGUCGGGAGAUAUUCACCGAAGGCAGCAAUGUCGUGAUCCUCGGUGUAGGAGAAACGGCAAUGGACAUGGCAUAUUUCGCAGUGACUUCUCCCACCAAUUCGGUGACGCUUUGCCACCGCAAUGGAUUCGUCCUGGCACCCAAGCAUGUUGAGCGCUUCGUUGUUAUGGGCAAGAGGGAGGACGAGUACAAUCCGUCGCCAAUUGACACCAAUUGGAACUGUCUCUUUGACACUGCCUAUGCACACCCAAAACUGAGGAAUUCCCGGUGGCAGUGGUUGUUCUAUGACUGGUGGACGAAAGGCGCUUGGAUUCUCCUGAACAAUAGUCGAUAUGGGUACGGUCAGCAUGCGGGAAUCAUCAAGGGUUAUCACAUGUCUGAGGUGCUCUUUGUCAAGUCCACCAAAGUCCAGCCGUACUUCAACAGGCGUUAUAUCAAAGACAGUAGAUUAGAACGAUUUAUGAGAAGGAUCAUUGACCUGCCGCGAGUCGACACAAAGGGCCACACCGUCGAUUUUGCCCCAUUUCCAGAAUACGUUGAUGAUGAAGGUGUUAUUCAUUUCCAGAAGAAUGAUACACAGGAGUCGAAGCACAUCGAAACCUUGAAAAUCAAACCGGACGUUGUGAUCUAUGCAACCGGCUACCGUCACUUGACAUUCCCAUUCCUGAGUGAAGGAUAUCCUCACUCUAACGAUGCCGAUGUCCGUGCCCUCUGGAAGGAUGGUGAUGAGACCGUUGGUUUUAUAGGCUUCAUUCGGCCACAGCUCGGAGCAAUUCCACCUCUAGCCGAGUUCCAAGCCCAGCUGUGGGUUCUUCGGAUCCUCAACCUUCUUCCAAAGGCAAACCUACGAUCAUUGUCUCCACCAUUGGAUCUCGAUGCGGAAGAGUGGUGGAGACUGAAGCCAAAGCCUGAAGCACGGGUACACCACGGAGUGGAUCAUGAAUCCUACGCAUACCAACUCGCCCUCGACAUCGGCUCGGCACCAUCCAUAACCCAGGUGCUGAAGCAUGGGUGGAAAGUCUUCAUCGUGUGGGCAUGCGGUGCAAACAUGAACACUAAAUUCCGACUGGUUGGCCCAUGGCGGUGGGAAGGGGCCAAAGAACAGAUGAAGGGAGAGCUGUGGGAACUGAUCAAGAGGCGACCAUUUGUCUGGGGACACAUUUUACUCAACGCGCUCCCGAUGUCGAUUUUCGGGCCACUGAGUUUGUGCUACUGGAUUUACUACACCUUUUUCGACCCUGUCCUGGGCAGGCUGCGUAUCUCAAGAUCGCGGAGAAACGUCCGACGCAACGGCUAUAGCAAGCUGCCGUAG